AUGGGUGUCCGUGAUUCCCAUGGUGAGGCGACAGGGACGCCCGACCCUGUCGAGAAGGGGAUCGCCACCCUCAAUACCAUCAGGAUCGGUGUGAAGGCCAUGGUGCAGAAGGAUGGUGAACUUCGCAAAGCCGAAAUCCUUUCUAUCAGGCAACGCAAAGAUGGACCUUCAUUCUACGUACACUAUGUUGACUUCAACAAGCGUCUUGACGAAUGGAUUCCAGCUGCAAGAAUCGACCUUGCUCAGGAAGUCGAAUGGCCUCAACCAGAAAAGGCUGAAAAGAAAAAGGCCGCCGCUACAAAUAAGGCCCCUAGCAAGAAUGCUCAGAAGCGUCCACGCGCCGAUAGUCGCGAGGUCUCUGGGACACCAGAUGCUCUUGGUGGCAAGAACAUGAACGUCGACAAGACCCCGCGAGCAUCUCAAGCCGGUGGAAAAGAGAACCUUGAUGCCCAGACACCCGGCGGCGAUGUAUCUCUAUUUCCAUCUGAGGCGGCCUCUGCAGUAGCGACACCCAAAGCGGCUGAAUCAGAGGAUGUGGAGAUGACAGACGCAAAGGAUUUCAAGGAAGACGAAGUGAAAACCGCCUCAGGCGAGGUCAUCAGUCGCGAAGAGGAGAUUGAGCGGCUUCGUACAAGUGGUAGUAUGACACAAAACCCAACUGAGAUCCAUCGUGUUCGUAACUUGACCCGUCUCCAAAUGGGCAAGUACGAUGUCGAGCCAUGGUAUUUCUCACCAUAUCCGGACUCAUUCUCCGAUGUGGAUUUGGUCUACAUUGAUGAGUUUUGUCUCAGCUACUUCGAUAACCAGCGCGCGUUUGAACGCCAUCGUGCAAAGUGCACACUCGUUCAUCCGCCUGGAAACGAAAUUUACCGUGAUGACAAUAUCUCUUUCUUCGAGGUUGAUGGAAGGCGGCAGCGGACUUGGUGUCGCAACUUAUGUCUUCUCAGCAAGCUUUUCCUCGAUCAUAAAACCCUUUACUACGAUGUUGACCCUUUCCUUUUCUACUGCAUGUGCACUCGUGACGAGACGGGAUGUCAUCUUGUUGGAUACUUCUCCAAGGAGAAGGAUUCAGCUGAGGGCUAUAACUUAGCCUGUAUCUUGACACUACCCCAAUACCAGCGUCGAGGAUUCGGUCGACUCCUUAUUUCUUUCAGCUAUGAGCUCAGCAAGCGUGAAGGGAAGCUAGGAUCCCCGGAAAAACCGCUUAGUGAUCUUGGUCUUCUUGGCUACCGACAAUACUGGCGUGAGACGCUUGUUGAGCUCUUGAUAGAGCCAAAUCGGGAGGCUAUGAGUGAGAAUGAGCUUGCUCUUCUUACCUCGAUGACUGAGAAAGAUGUCCACGAGACGCUGGUAGUCUUCAAUAUGCUUCGAUACCAUAAAGGAAACUGGGUUAUUGUUUUGACAGACUACGCCGUUGGGGAACACAAUAAACGACUGGAAAAAGAAAAGGUUAAGGGUGCUCGCAGGAUCGAUCCUGCUCGUCUCCAAUGGAAGCCUCCAGUCUUUACUGCAUCCAGUCGGACAUGGAACUGGUAG
Molecule: messenger RNA, 1536 nt
Organism: Penicillium malachiteum
Lineage: Eukaryota; Fungi; Ascomycota; Eurotiomycetes; Eurotiales; Aspergillaceae
Product: NuA4 histone acetyltransferase complex catalytic subunit ESA1
Exons: 6
Coding region: 1-1536 (511 amino acids)
Biological process (GO): regulation of DNA-templated transcription
Molecular function (GO): histone acetyltransferase activity
Source: RefSeq, a predicted model, not a curated record